AUGGACGCCCUCGUUUACCGCAAGAACACCGUCCCCGAGCGCCAGCGCGCCCUCCAGGCCGACACCCGCCCCGUCUACCAGAGGCUGCCCCGCUCGCGCCUCUACAUGGGUGUCUACAUGGCCCUCUUCGGCAUCGGCAUGUACGGCUCCUUUGCCGGCUUCUACAACAUGGCUGUCGGCAAGAAGCGCCAGUAA
Molecule: messenger RNA, 195 nt
Organism: Pseudozyma flocculosa PF-1
Lineage: Eukaryota; Fungi; Basidiomycota; Ustilaginomycetes; Ustilaginales; Ustilaginaceae
Exons: 3
Coding region: 1-195 (64 amino acids)
Source: RefSeq, a predicted model, not a curated record